UUCAAAUAUUAAUGGUGUAACUGCGAAUGCAAGUAGUACGAACUCUAAUGUAGUUGAUGAGAAUGACGAGUUUAGUGAUGAUGAUAGAUGGGAAUUCAAGGCUGCGGAGCCUGAGACACGCUUUGGAACUGGUGAUACUAAGGUUGAAGGCCAGGAACAGGAAAAUCCUAAGGGACCUGAAUUUGGUUUUGGAUUUGGAAAUAGUGUGAAUGGUUCUAGUGAGUUUUUUUGGCACAUCAGUUGGAAUCUCUAAUAAAUCUGGUGAAUGGAACUUAGGAUUUAGUUUCUCCCCUAGUUUUGAAUCUCAAAAGAAGCAGAACGAUACCAAAAAUGUUGAGAUUUCUUCUUCAGUUGGUAAAACUAUUGGUUCUGACGAAAUAUCCUGGGCUUUUAAGGAUGCAACUUCUGGAAAUGGAUCGGAGACUAAGGAAGAGCUAAAGGUUGCUGAUGCUUCCUCUUCUGGGGUAGAAGUUUUUUCAUUUGGCAAUCAUAUCCAGGGGAAUGAGGAUGCUUCAAAGAAAUCCAAAGGAGCGUUUCCCUUGUCCAUCUUUGGUGAUGAAGAAGUUGAAACUGAGGAUCCAUUGAGAUAUGAAGAUAUUUCGAUUAAACAUGACAAUCUAAGGGCUGACAUUAAGGAUACUCAUCCAAAUACAUCUAUCAAUGAUCUGAUAUCAAGUUUAUAUAGUCAAGCUGAUAAAAAGGCUCCUUUAAAUCAGAUAAGCGAACCAAGUGAAAAUGGACUUCUUUCCUCUCAUAUAGUGGUGGGUUCCGACUUAGCAAAUGGCGAUAAUAAUUUUGAUGAUGAUUCAUGGGAAUUUAAAGAUGCCGUUUCUGGAACCAGAGGAGAAAACCGAAAUUCUUCAUUUGGUUUUGGAGAGUCAUACGAAACGUACUCUACCAAAACAAAGCUAAAUGAUUAUGUGGAUUUUUAUUCUAAAUUGACUUCAGAAUUGUGCUUUGUUGCACUUAGCCAUCUUGACAUUAUGAAGAAAGAUAAAAGUAUUGCUGCUCUUUCGGGUGAAGAUUGUGAAGUAAAAGCUAUUGAGAAGGAAAUCCAGGAUCUAUGUAAUGAACUGCAAAAAGAUGACAUAAUAUCAGAAGUGGCCAAGGAGAAUCUCCGUUCAAGAAGUAUUCACCUUGGUGAAUAUGCCAAGGUUCUACAAGAAGAAAAGUUUCAAGUGCUGGAAUCAGAAUAUCAGUUAUCAGAGAAAUUAUCACUGGCAGAGAAAUAUGUGGCAUCAGCAGUUGAACUCUUGGGACAUGCUGCAUCAACAUUAAAGAUUCUAAAAUUGAGGUCAAUUGAGGAUCAAUCCAAUUAUGUAGCAACGUGGUCGAGGAUUUUGUCUGUUUGUGAACUAGAGCUGAAACAAGGUGCUAUGAUUUGGAAGCAGUCAUUACAAAAUAACAUCCACGAUGAAUUAUUAUCUAAACAUCAAGGCAGGCAGUACAUUCUAGCACUUGGAGAGAUUUUCAGAGUUGUCAGAAUUGUCGGAUCUUUGUCCUCCAAACUCUACAAGCCUUGGAUAUUGUUCAGUUCUGAAAAUCACACCAACUUCCUUGCCCUGGUGCGGGAGUGUUUUACUGUGUGGUCAAGUUCAGGACUUGAAGAUGCCCUUCAAAGCCUGACUGAUUCGACUGAUUUAAAAUACGAUGUUGAAGGUUUACUUGGUUCCAUUCGGAUUAUUCAUGAUCCUGAUGCUCGUGAACUCUAUAAACAAGUUUUCUACGGACAAGAACCCACAUGCUGCUUAUCAGGUUUAACUGCUGCAGCAGUGCCAGGCUUGAAAAUGGUGCUUUGGGAUGGACGGCAUUACUUUGUAACCAUUGUCAACUUGUGGGCAAAUUUAAUAAGUCGUGAUCCACCAAAUUUGCCACAAAUACAUGCUUGAAAAUGUUGAUGGCAUGAGAAGACGACAAAGGUACAUUUUCCGAAAGUUUCACGGCAUAAAUCACAUUAAAUCAUUUUUCUGUCCAGGACGAGGCUUCUGGAUUGUAAUCAGAGUUACUCUGGUACAUGGAUUUUACUC
Hibiscus syriacus is the source of this 2027-nucleotide messenger RNA. RefSeq lists its product as uncharacterized. The record is from RefSeq and is a predicted model, not a curated record. The transcript is spliced from 9 exons. NCBI's taxonomy places the organism in Eukaryota, Viridiplantae, Streptophyta, Magnoliopsida, Malvales, Malvaceae. The coding region runs from base 210 to 1889 and encodes 559 amino acids.